This is a messenger RNA of Penicillium vulpinum, 858 nucleotides long. Its product is annotated as shikimate dehydrogenase family protein. The record is from RefSeq and is a predicted model, not a curated record. Gene Ontology annotation, biological process: chorismate biosynthetic process; shikimate metabolic process. Gene Ontology annotation, cellular component: cytoplasm. The coding region runs from base 1 to 858 and encodes 285 amino acids. The transcript has a single exon. Gene Ontology annotation, molecular function: shikimate 3-dehydrogenase (NADP+) activity. NCBI's taxonomy places the organism in Eukaryota, Fungi, Ascomycota, Eurotiomycetes, Eurotiales, Aspergillaceae.
AUGGUAAAGAACUUCUACAUCUUCGGCAAGGGGAUAUCAUUCAGUGUUUCGCCCGCCAUCCACAACGCAGGGUUUCAACACUAUGGUCUUCCAUUUACCUACGCAAUUCAUGAGUCUGAGAGCAUUGAUGAAGCUACUGCAUUGAUUGCAAGCGAUUCUUUUGGCGGGGCGAGUGUCACAAUGCCACACAAACUGGAAAUUCACAAAUUCUGCAACAAGAAAAGCGAAAGUGCUCAACUAAUCGGCGCAAUCAACACUCUCAUCGUGAAUGGCAAUGGCAGCGAUCGUAUAAUCUCUGGCGAUAACACAGAUUGGUCUGGCCUGUACAGUCUCAUGACUGCACACUCGACAAAAACACAAAUCCAACCCAGGACCGGACUAGUGAUAGGGGCCGGGGGCGCAUCAAGAGCCGCACUCUAUGCUCUACACAAAGCUGGAGUAAAACGGAUCUACCUCGUGAACCGAACCCUAGCCACCGCCAAGAAAGUCAGGGACAAUUUCAAGACCGUGUUUGAGAUCAAGGUUGUGACAAGUCUCCAAGAUCUUCCAGAGAAGCCAGAAGUCGUUAUCGGCACUGUUCCUGCGGAGACGACUACAGAAGAUCAGUUCUCCUCGAUGUUUGGAGAUCGGGGUCUGUGUGUCGAUAUGUCGUACAAGCCGAGGCAGACGCCGCUCUUGACAGCAGCACAGCAGAAUUUAGGGUGGGACACAGUUACAGGGAUGGAGGUACUACUCGCACAGGCAUUUGACCAGUUUCUACUCUGGACAGGACUUGAGCCGCCGAAGGAGAUUAUGGCGGGGGUCAUCUCGGCACUUGAUGGAGAGCGGGCUACUGCGGCUAAAGGGGGUGUGCUUUAG